AUGAGAGUAGGAGUCUUUUUCAAGACUACUCCAUGUUCUAGCUGGAAUGACGUGCUGUCAUUCCUUAAGGUCUCAUCGAAGCAGGAGACGAUUGAGGCGUAUUUUGAGAGAUACAGAAAUGGACUGGCAACUAUUGCAGGGCACGCGAAGGCACCGAAGGAAGUUAGAGAGAGGGCUGAGGGCCUUUUGUCGACCACGAGCGUCGAGUUAUUCCGCCAAAAACACGCGGUGUGGCAGGUCGAGAUGAAAAAGGACGAGGCUAAACAAAGUCUUGCAGAAGGCUAUGCCUCACUCGCCAAGGGAGCCGGAAGCAUGUUGAAAGAUGAUGGCGGAACAUCUAGUCAAGUGGUCAAUAGAGCAUCUUCAGUGUCCUCAUCAUCAUUGUCAUCGCUAAGCUUCAAGAAGCGAAAGCGAUCGAUCACGAAUAUAAAUUCGACGUCGAUGAAAACUAUCACGGCCAUGACCAGCGCGAAGCCCGAUCUGAGUAGCCGGAAAGCGCGCUUUGCUGCUAUGGAUCGAUCACAGUUCUGGAAGCUUAGAAGCGGCAGAGCAGUUGAAGAGGUUCUUUACCAUGCAAGCAUGAAGCAAGAGGCCAACUUCAAGAUGCGCUCAUACACAAUCGACUUUGGCUGUGAGAGAACAAGAGUUCUCUUUACUGUAGAUGAGUGGGAGGAAAUGAAGAAAGUGGGUGACUUCCAACUCCCCAGAUUAUCAGAGACAAUUGAGAGGUACCUAUACGAUGUCAGAUUGGCUCUUCUCAGAGGCGAGCAUGUCGCGUCAACAGCCUAUGUUAACAGAGUAUCCUACGGUUUCAGGACACAGCUAUAUGUCACAAAGCCGUGCCCAUUUGACAACAAAGAUCUGUCAGAAUCAUUCUGGACCAGAGAGGCAUGGCCGAUAAUGAAGGGCUUGUUGUCAGAUGUAGACGGAGUGACAAUGAUUGAUGGAGAAAAGGCGGGCCUGGAAUCGGGGAAGAGGAAGAAUAUGGGGCGCAAGGUCGAUAUGGAGACCUCCCCACCGCGCAAACAGAGCGGACGAAAGCUAGAUCUGGUGGCCAGAGACACAACCAACAAGCGCGACUGGUUUGUGGUAGAGAGUCACAAGGAGUGGGAUGAGGUGUCGACCAAGUUCCUGCACGAACUUGAUGUGACAUUGUUCAAAGAUCUUCACCUCAUUUCAUCCCACCGGUUUCAGGAGCAACCGAGCUCGCACUUCCGUAGCCAAGCGAGAUUCUUCGCCAUAUACUCUGGAGGACGAGGUUUCAAGACCAUGGAGAUGAGGGCAUCCCCCUUCAGCGCCUACAUCAUGUUGGUACAUUUGUACAGUUCGUACCAACUGCCCCCCACUGCCACAGUGUGGAAGCUUCAGUCCCAAGGGCUCGCUCACCUGUUGCAAGUCAGGAGUUGUGUCAAGAGGACGGUGGAGAUGUAUGAAACGGAGGAGAGCGAGAAGGGUGAUGACGAGUGGCUUUACUCUUCAUUAGAAAAGCAUAUUUACGACGAGACUCUUGGUAGCUCUCCUACCGACCCUACAUCAUCAGAUAUCUACUCUUCUUAA
Molecule: messenger RNA, 1557 nt
Organism: Lobosporangium transversale
Lineage: Eukaryota; Fungi; Mortierellomycota; Mortierellomycetes; Mortierellales; Mortierellaceae
Exons: 7
Coding region: 1-1557 (518 amino acids)
Source: RefSeq, a predicted model, not a curated record